Messenger RNA from Tricharina praecox, 1213 nucleotides. RefSeq lists its product as uncharacterized. The record is from RefSeq and is a predicted model, not a curated record. NCBI's taxonomy places the organism in Eukaryota, Fungi, Ascomycota, Pezizomycetes, Pezizales, Pyronemataceae. Bases 372 to 992 code for a protein of 206 amino acids. The transcript is spliced from 4 exons.
AAGCUUGUCUGCUGGAGGAUUUGACGAUCUCGUAUCGCGAGAUCAGAUGUACUGUUUUACACGUCCGAGUGUCCUAUUCCCGUCCUGUUUCCACUGGCCACCACCUCCAAACAACAAACAUCAUCCCGUCCUGUCCUGUUUCCGCUGACGACCAUCACCAAAGAACCAAUGCCAUCCGACCCUCGCAACUCCUCUAAAUCCGCUGCCAAGGCACCAUCAUUCGGCCGGCAUAUCCAGCUAACAUAGCGCACCACCGGCGCACCCGGCGCGGGGACAGCGGGGCAGCGUCAUAUAUGGCUGUCGGGCCUUCCGAAAGCCCAUCGUCGUGCAUACCUACAUAAACCCAAAACACCACCACCACCGACAUCAAGAUGGCCACCGCACCCGCCCCCGUCCUCGAGCUCGUAACCCUGCGCAUCACCGUCUCGCAAGAGGAAGCGCUCGCAAAGCAGGCCGCGCCAAUCAACAACACCCUCCGCAAGGCGCCGGGGUUCCAGCACAUCACGUGGGGGUUCCAGGCUGAGGACCCAACGGUUCUGCACUGGUUGAUCCGCUGGGAGUCCCUCGCGCACCACGAGGCGCUGAUCGCCUCGCCCGCGUACGGGCCAUUCGUAACCCUCCUCACGACCUUCGCGACACCGGCUCUGAUCCACUCCACGGUCACCGUUCCGCCUGCCGCAGUGGUGGAAUGGAUCACAGUGACAUUGACGGCAGACGCGGACCACGGCUCGCACGUUGCGCGCGCCGGCGCGCUCAAGGACGCGCUGCACGGCGUUCCCGGCUUCAAAGGAAUCGACUCCGCUACCGUCAUCGAGAAUGAGCGCGCUAUCGUCUCCCUGGUUGGCUGGGACUCGGUGCAGGCGCAUGAUGACUGGAGGAGCAGUCAGACGCCUGAGUUGACGGAAAAGCUCCUGGCUGUAUAUCAGGGGAAGGAUGUGGCUGCCGUGUCGAUGUGGCAUGUCGUCGUUAAGGGCGAGGCUGGGCCUGCGUGAGCAGGUGAGAGUAGGGAAUGUUACCUAUAUAUCUUGUAGUUACCAGUGGAGCAGAGAUGUAUGUAGAGAGUACGCAAUGCCGAUGAGAUACCUACCAACGACAGCUCACGAACAAAGAUAUUCUGUGACGUCCGUUGUUGUCCGGCCCCCUGGCAUGCCCGGCUGGCCAUGACGAACUACUAUAGCCCCCACAGGGAAGAUGUGUAGUCCGCGUUUACCGC